Scedosporium apiospermum is the source of this 1149-nucleotide messenger RNA. RefSeq lists its product as uncharacterized. The transcript has 3 exons. NCBI's taxonomy places the organism in Eukaryota, Fungi, Ascomycota, Sordariomycetes, Microascales, Microascaceae. Bases 1 to 1149 code for a protein of 382 amino acids. The record is from RefSeq and is a predicted model, not a curated record.
AUGUCCAAAAGGAAGCUUAAGGCUCCCGACAAGGCCGAGAGGCUCGAGCAGCGAGCCGCUAAGCUCCUCAAGCAAGCAGCAGCAUUGAGAGCUCGGCUGGAUGGGAAGGCAACCAAGAAAGAUGCUGCCUCUAAGCCUUCGGGCGCCAAUGUCAAGGAUGAUGUUGUGACGAAGCCAAGUACUGGCGCUAACGGCUCUGAUUCACCGGCUGUGGUAGUUGACGAUGCCACAGCUGUCGAUGAGGCUAUCGCUGCCCAACUCCGAGACACGGCUAAGGCAUUGAAGGAAGGUGCCGAGAAGAAUCAAGGGGCUGAGAAUCAAGAAGACACCAAUGACCAUAUGGAUGUUGAUGAAGAGCCAGAGCACGAAGUGAAGAGCAAGAAGGAGAAGAAAAAGGAAAAGAAGGAUAAGAAGAAGGAGAAGAAAGAGAAGAAACAGAAAGUCGAGGACAAACACGCUGACUCUCCAGAGGUCGCUGAGACGGCUAUGGACGUUGAUAACACUCCGGUAGCUGAUGAAGAGGAGGACGCUAAACCCAAGAAGGACAAGAAGGAUAAGAAAGACAAGAAAAAGAAGAAGAAGGACAAGCAAAUCGAGGAAGCGGUGGAUGUCGAAAAGGAUGGCGCCGAGGCCGUAGUUGACAUUGCUGAGCCUGAACAGGAACCAGAUAUCGCUACCCCUAAGGAGGACAAGAAGGCCAAGAAACAGGGAAAGAAGCGCAAACAUGAGCAGAACUCUCCCGAGGAUGUCAAGCAGACUCCUGCUAGCGGCAUCGAGGAAAAGGCUGAUGACGCGGAGCGGAAGGACAAGAAGAAAAAGAAGGACAAGAAGGAUAAAAAGGAUAAGAAAAGCAACUCCGUGACAAAGCCUUCCUCCGAAGCGACUCCAUCCGCCGGAAACACCCCGGCGACGUCCGCCAACUGGAACGUCGGUGCCUUGGAGGGAGGAUCGGAGAGACAGAAGAAGUUUAUGAGACUGCUUGGCGGUGGCAAGGGUGCUGCACCCAGCACUUCUCAAACGCAGACUCGUUCUUCUUCGUCCUCCGGCUUUGAUAUUAACCGGGUCCAGAAUGACCUCCAAAGGCAAUAUGACACGGGCCUCAAGAUGAAGUUUGAUACCCAGGGCAAGAGGAAGGGCUUGGGAGCGUAA